Messenger RNA from Angiostrongylus costaricensis, 3633 nucleotides. Lineage: Eukaryota; Metazoa; Nematoda; Chromadorea; Rhabditida; Metastrongylidae. The record is from the annotation of a GenBank genome assembly.
AUGAAGAUGAAGAUUCGGGUCAAAAUCAUGGAUCAGACGGAUCACCACUUUGAGGUAGAUGAUCAGAUGCUUCUGUCAGAUUUUCGUAUCGAAGUAGCGGAUCGUCUCCAUAUACCUCCGGAAAGGCAACGGAUGAUUUUUGCUGUGAGUUCUCCCAUGAACGGACGCGAACGGAUAACAUAUGUGAUUCCGUUUGAAAGAAGUGGUAUUCUAGCAGAAAAUGCUCAUAUUGAGGAAAUGAUCCAAUCUGCCCUAGAUGGAUUAACCUUUUUAACAAACGACCAACGAAGAAGAAUUACCACACACUGGGAGUCCAACAACAUCCAUAUAUCACUUCCCUCACAAAGGACUCCUCACGUUGCUUCUCCUUCUUUGGAACGUGUAGCUCUAAUAGAAACUUUGCUUGAACAUAUUGCUCAUUUUUAUCAGAUCGUUGAGAUGCCGGGUGGAAUAGCAGAUAGGAUAGAUGAAUUUCUCGACGGCUCCCAUACAUAUGAUGAGGAAAGCACUACCGUUUUCAAUGAACAACUCCGUGCUGAUGCCUUAUCGCUUGAACGAGAGCCUUUGAUCCGUUCGCGUCUUGUUGAUCGACUUAAUACCGAAGAAGAAGCUAUCGACGAGUCUGAUGAACUCGCUGCGCGCUUUCAGCGUGUUGAAGAAACAAGUGGAAGCCCUGGUUAUGUAAUGAGACAUGCUAUCACGUAUGAUUUGGUGUAUAUUUUGAGACGUUUGCAUGAUGAAUAUGAGAGAAUCCGUCCUCAUAUGGUUCGUUUGGAGCGAAUACUGAACUCCCGAAUACUUUAUAACAUAGACGAUGCCGAGCAUACCGACACUGAUUAUCGUGCUAAUUUCUUCACUGUUUACAUGGAGCAUAUUCAAAGGGCAUUUCACCGACUUUCUCAUGUGUGGCAUCUUACCAGUGAUCUGGGUUCCGAUGUUCAAGAACUAACAGGCGAGGAAAUCCGUAUUAUUGGGCUAAAUCCAACUGCUGUAGACGAGUUACUGUUUGCACUAAUUAAGCAGUCAGAUGCUAUAAUCGCUCCACGUUUACGUCCAAGGCAGUCUCGAGAAAAUCAGUUACCAGUUGCUGAAGAUUCAUCUGCUGAGGUGCCCACAUUAAGCGCUUCAAAUAAUUCACCAUCGCUAGAAGAAGUGCUGAUAAGAACGGUCGAGCAGAGCUUACCAUCUUUGGAAUCAUCUAAUCCCUAUGAACGCUUUAUGAGACUUCUGCUACAGCGCGCUAGCGAUCCAAGCUUCGACAUGAACAGUUUAUUCCGUAACACGGCCAUCCAGCAGGCGUUCAAUCAUGACGGAACACAGGCUGAACGAACGUCCACGACUGGUCACCUUUAUCAACAAUCGUCUUCAUCACCAUCGCAGAUGCCUAACCAGCAGUCUUUGGUCCCAUCAUUAGGUUCCCUAGCCAGGGGAGUAAUCACGCAGACCGGAAAUCAGAUGCCGUUUAUGUCGGAAGUGAUUUCGAAUAUCAUGAGGAAUAAUGGUAUUAAUGGCGCAAUGUCACCUCAGGUUGACGUCAUCUUAGAAUAUGGAGAAGGCGGCUCACAAUCUAGUAUUAAUCAUAUACAACCGCAGUUAAUUGAUUUAUCUGCAGGUGGCAUAUCCGAACAGAGAGGGCAUCCUACUGCUAUUGGAUACCAUGUAGAAGUUCACCAGUUCGAUGUAAUUCCUCAGUCUAUGGGACCAGAUUCAUCGCAGAUUUCAUCGCAACACAGUAUCUCAUUGAAUACUUAUGCUCCAUCCACUUCAUCCAACUACAGUAAUCUUCCAAAUACAACAGGCUCUACGUCAGCCCGUGGUGGCUUUGUGCCGGGUGGACAGCGGCAGUUAGGCCCAGCUAAUAAUCUACCACUUUUCAUGGGAAACACGGGAUUUCAGCCUGAAAUGCAUGUUACGCCUCCACGACAGGAGGUUGGUCUUAAUUCUUCCGGAGACAUAUUGGUUAAUGACGAAGAAAAUUUCCGAGCAUUCAUACAACUGGCUGUUCGAUCGGCUUUGAGUCAAAUGGUUCAUGCGGAUCAGGAUCGUAACGCACAAAAUGCUCGUGGGUUUGCUCCUCAUGUAUUCUCAGUUGGUCAGUCAGUACAGGUACAAGUGACUCCUGGUGGUGGUGAAGUUGUAGAAACAAUGUCUGCCCCAAUUUUGGUACAUGCGGAGGUUCAACAACAUUCUGCUGUUAAUGCUGUUUCCACUUCAGCUCCUGAGUAUUCACAAAAUAUUCCUUCAAUAACUUCGAAUAGUGCUUCGAAUGAACAGCGCAUUGAUUCCUUUCUCCGGGAAGAUGGAAGCCGUAAUAUUUUAACGGAGAUGGCUAACGCAAUGACGCUUGGAUUCGAAAGUAGGCUAAUAACGAUUCUCGACAUGUCUGGUGCUCCAACGUCAUUGUUACGUCCAGGAAAUGCUCUACUCUUGAACUUCGCUACUCUUGGUGAUCUUGCAAGUAUGUUAGAUUUCAAUAUGACGCCAUUAGAAUUUCAUCGAGCUCAUUUCCGAGCACAUGUCAUUGAGAACCAGUUAAAUGGAAACUCUACUCCUACAGAUGAUGACUUACUUUCCGCAUCCGAACGUCUGGCAGCGCUUCAUUCAUCUAUCGCAUCUAUUAUUUGUACUGCCGGUGGUGAAGUUGAGCGUAUUUGGAAUGUUUCCGAUGCUGAGUUCAGCCGUCGUAUACAGAACACCCUACGUGACUACGUUCGCCAUUUGGUAGCACUUGGGAACUACUCGUUCAGUAACUCAGAGCAAACAGCGUAUAUAACGAUAGUGUUUGAACUUCUGGUAAAUGCCGAUAGAAGCAUUGGGAAUGCUGAUACAAAUCUGACCAGGUUGAUGCAUUUAAGGAGAUUUGUACUGCCGCGUAUUGUAGUUCUUCUGCGUGGGCAAGGACCUUUACCGAACCUUGAUGAAAUUCCGUCUCGUCUUCUAGCUUGGACUGAUUGUUUGCGCCCGGAUGUUUCAUCGAUAUCGGAUGUGCAUUCUCCCGAAGAUGAACAUCAAGUUUGUAAUGCCGUACAUAAUGGUGUGAAUGAGGAUUAUCACGAUAGUCAUGACGAGACUCGAAGUCGUGGUACUCCUUCAAUCGGACCGGCUGCUGCCAAGAAAAGGAAGUUGGAGGAUGAAGAGCUCAAGCCAUCAACAUCACACGCUUGCUUUGGGAUGUCUACCGCUACGCGAACUGGAACUGGAAGUGAAGAGGAUGCUCAGUCAGCUGCCCAGCUCCGAGGCUAUGAUGGAGAUUGGGCACGAUUUUUUCCUGACUGGGUUGAGACAAUAGAGUGCGAUGCACUAUCAGGUCAAACAAAUCCUCGUCUACUUCGUAAUCCUAGUGACAUGUAUCAGAUGGGGCAUUUAGAACAUGGAAGAAGACAAGUAGUGCCCGAACAUGCAUCCGAAGAAAGUUUGCUAUCUUCCGCAGCGCAAGAAAUUGUUGGAAAUGUCUUUCGUGGUAAUAUCCCAACUACCAUCCAUGAAAAUAUCAGCUCAGGUGCUGCCUUGAGUGCGUUGGAUGAGUUGAUGGUCCUUGCAAUUCAACACCGAAUUCUAGGAGACUCUGACUACGAUUCUUCCCAGUAUCCAAAUGUAGCUCGGCAGUUUCAUAAGAACCAUGGAUUGCUGUGA